AUGACUUUUCUUCAUUCUCAUUUUUGUGAAAUUUUAUGUAAAGAUAAGGCGGUAAUAGUGUCCUGACAAAAUGGAUAAAGUACACGAAUAUUACGAUUACGUUUUACCACUUAUUGUGGAUGCUGGCAAGGCACUAUCCAAAGUUGAAGAUAUUGAAGUGGAAUUUAAAGACUCUCAAGUAUGGGACUUAGUUACUAUAUACGACAGAAAAAUCGAAGAAAUCCUAAUAGAUAAAAUUAAGGAGAAAUAUCCAACCCACAAAUUUAUUGGCGAAGAAGAAACAGACAAGUCCAAAGAAAAGCCAAUAUUAACAGACGCACCAACAUGGAUUAUAGAUCCCAUCGACGGUACAGCCAACUUCGUCAGAAACAUGCCGAUAUCUUGCAUUUCUGUGGGUCUUACGAUAGACAAAGAACAACUACUAGGGAUUGUUUAUAACCCGUUCAUGGAUGAACUGUUUACCGCUAUUAAAGGUGAAGGAGCGUACUUGAAUGGAAAGAGAAUACGCACCAGUGGUUGCAAAGAUAUAAGAAAAUCUGUACUGAAUUACGAGAUCACUAUAGCCAGGAGAAAUGAUUAUUAUUAUAAUAUGUAUAUGUUUCGAUUUAAACAUUUAAUAAAAAUCAUUCAAGGAGUUAGAUCCAUGGGCUGUGGAGUUCUAGGGCUUUGUUAUGUAGCUUGUGCAAGAACAGAUGCUUAUCAAUGUGACGGCUUGUAUCCGUGGGAUGCUGCUGCAGGAACUUUAAUUGUCAGAGAAGCUGGAGGAUAUGUUAUAGAUUCUUCAGGAAAAGAUUUCGAUUUAAUGGAUCCCAACUUUUUGGCGACGGCAACCAAAGAACUAUCGGAUGAAUAUCUAAAAAUAGAAAGGAUAGCUGAUGAAGAACAACUUACAUUUUCCAAACUAAAUAAGCCCUUUAGUCCUUAGAUCGUUAUUUGCUAUUGUUACAAUAUUAAAUAAAUAAAUUUGACACAAUGUAUAAAAUACAAGAAAAACUUCAAAACUC
This is a messenger RNA of Sitophilus oryzae (rice weevil), 1004 nucleotides long. RefSeq names its product inositol monophosphatase 2-like. The transcript has 6 exons. The coding region runs from base 71 to 925 and encodes 284 amino acids. Gene Ontology annotation, biological process: inositol metabolic process; signal transduction; phosphatidylinositol phosphate biosynthetic process. Lineage: Eukaryota; Metazoa; Arthropoda; Insecta; Coleoptera; Curculionidae. Gene Ontology annotation, molecular function: inositol monophosphate 1-phosphatase activity. The record is from RefSeq and is a predicted model, not a curated record.